This is a messenger RNA of Penicillium macrosclerotiorum, 933 nucleotides long. RefSeq names its product glucosamine-6-phosphate deaminase. Gene Ontology annotation, molecular function: glucosamine-6-phosphate deaminase activity; identical protein binding. The transcript has 3 exons. NCBI's taxonomy places the organism in Eukaryota, Fungi, Ascomycota, Eurotiomycetes, Eurotiales, Aspergillaceae. Gene Ontology annotation, biological process: N-acetylglucosamine catabolic process; N-acetylneuraminate catabolic process; D-glucosamine catabolic process. Bases 1 to 933 code for a protein of 310 amino acids. The record is from RefSeq and is a predicted model, not a curated record. Gene Ontology annotation, cellular component: cytoplasm.
AUGCGCUUGAUAAUUCGAGAACGUCCGGAGCAGGUGGCACAGUUUAUCGCCACGUAUAUUGUUAAACGGCCAUUUGUGCUAGGAUUACCGACAGGAAGUAGUCCACUUCCUAUAUACCGGGCUUUGAUUGCCGCACAUAGUCAGGGUGAUGUUUCAUUCCAACAUGUUGUGACGUUCAACAUGGAUGAGUAUGUUGGCCUCCCACGAGACCAUCCUGAAUCUUACCACUCGUUCAUGUACAACAACUUCUUUCGUCACAUCGACAUUGAUGUGAAUAAUGUUAACAUUCUGGAUGGCAACGCUGCCAGUCUAACAAGUGAGUGCCUUGCGUAUGAAGCCAAAAUCAAAGCUCUUGGUGGAAUUGAGCUCUUUCUGGGUGGUGUGGGUAGCGACGGACACAUUGCGUUCAAUGAGCCUGGAUCUAGUCUGGUCAGUCGGACUAGAGUCAAAUCCCUCACAUAUGAGACAAUUCUUGCCAAUGCACGCUUCUUCGGUGGCGAUCUUGACUCAGUGCCACGCAUGGCGCUCACUGUUGGCGUGCAGACUAUCAUGGACGCCAGGGAGGUGGUAAUAAUAGCAACCGGGAGCUCGAAAGCGCUGGCAAUUCAGCAGGCGGUUGAGGGUGGUGUCUCUCAUAUGUGCACUCUUUCUUCCCUGCAGCUUCACCCAUCUAGCAUGGUUGUCGUCGAUGAGGACGCCACUUUAGACUUAAAAGUCAAAACCGUCAGAUAUUUUGCCGGGGUGGAACGGACUAUCCUCCAGAAAGGACUGAGCAACGAGAGUCCGCCGGCGCUUAGUCUGGCCACCUCUGGCACUGGAGCUUGGAAAGAGCCCGAGGAUGGAGAGCUUACUCCAGACAGCAUGUCAUCACGCAUUGGACCGUUAAAGCCAUUAAGUUUGCGAUCUGUGACUAUGCCAUUCUCACCAGCUUGA